Messenger RNA from Peromyscus eremicus (cactus mouse), 1330 nucleotides. RefSeq names its product suppressor APC domain containing 2 (gene Sapcd2). The transcript has 6 exons. NCBI's taxonomy places the organism in Eukaryota, Metazoa, Chordata, Mammalia, Rodentia, Cricetidae. The coding region runs from base 81 to 1256 and encodes 391 amino acids. The record is from RefSeq and is a predicted model, not a curated record.
AUUGUCGUGGCGGGGCGCGCGCCGUGCAGGUCCCGCCUUCUGGUCUUGUAGGGACCGACGCGGAUGGAAGCUGGGUGCCCAUGGCCGUGGCAGCGAUGGCCGAGAGUGGCCGCCUACCGCACGCCGCGCCCGCGCCUAGCACGGAGGGGCUACCGCGAGCUUUUCUCCAGAGCCUGCGCACCCUCUUCGACAUCCUGGACGACCGGCAGCGCGGCUACGUGCACCUGCGUGAGAUCGAGUCCCGCUGGCAGGGUGCAGACGCACGCGAGCUGCCCUGCGGCGUGCUCGAGGGCCUGCGCCAGGUGGCCCCCGCCAGUGGCUACCUGACCUUCGAGCGCUUCGUGGCGGGUUUGCGCACCUCGCUGCUGAACGCCAACGGGCGCCCGAGGGAUCAGGCACGCGUCGCUCCCCGAUCUGGGGACCAGCCUUUGCUGCAGCAGCGCCUGAUGUUCGUACCGGCCGACGAGCCGCGGACUGUCCUGGAGAAGAAGCCUCUGCCCCCGAGUGCGCGCCCCGCGCCUGCUGGCCCCAGUAGCACCUCCCGGAACCCUGAGCUACCGUGUGUCCCGGCGGAGGCGGCGCCCUCUCCCGAGGAGCCCAAGCGGCCCCCGAAUAAGGCGCUGGAGCGGAGCCCGAGCGCGGACGCGGGUGCAGCAGCCUGCAGGACCCUGGACAUAGGCAAAGGUGAAGCCCGGCAGACUCCAAGGUCCCGAGGUGAACGCCGACGGCAUACCAUCACCAACGGUGUGGACUGUGGCCUGUUGAAGCAGAUGAAGGAGUUAGAGCAGGAACAGGAGGUGCUGCUGCAGGGCUUGGAGAUGAUGGCUCGGGGCCGAGAAUGGUACCAGCAGCAGCUGCAGCGUGUGCGGGAGCGUCAGCGCCGCCUGAGCCAGAGCAGAGCUGGUGCUGACUUCGGGACUGCAGGGAGUCCCCUCCCUCUGGGGAGGCUGCUGCCCAAAGUACAGGAGGUGGCCCGAUGCCUGGGGGAGCUGUUGACUGCAGCCUGUUCUGGCAGAGCUCUGCCCUCGUCUUCAUUGGGGCCCCUGGGCCCCACCUCUCCCUCAACACCAGUCUGGCAGCAGCAGACCAUCCUCAUGCUGAAAGAACAGAACCGGCUUCUCACUCAGGAGGUGACGGAUAAGAGCGAGCGCAUCACUCAGCUGGAGCAGGAGAAGUCUGCACUCAUCAAGCAGCUGUUUGAGGCCCGGGCUCUUAGCCAGCAGGAUGCCGGGCCUCUGGACUCCACUUUCAUCUAGCUGCUGGGACCUCUCUAGGAUGUGCACACAGACUUAAGCCUCGGCUCCGCGGCACUGCUGUGAGCCUGUCUUCU